AUGGCUGAUGGCGCUCUGGGCUGCGACUCCUCCUACGCCCAGCUCCCGGUCCAUUGUGACGCUGCUUACUACGAGAAAUGGAAUAGAGAGAGGCAGGAGGCUGUUGCGCGCAACGAAGAUCCCAACGCCAAAUUUCUUACCUUGGUGGCGCAAAGAGAGGCGAAUAGUGCGUCGGGACAGUUGAGGAGGUUGUUCAAGAAGGGUAGUAAGACGUAUGGACAGGGGCUAACGGCAGGCGAAGAGACGAAGACAUGGGAGGAUAGUAUGAAGAAAGGAGUCGGUAAGAGAAGUGGCGGUGGGAAGGGGGAUGAAGUUGUGAGAUGA
Letharia columbiana is the source of this 324-nucleotide messenger RNA. RefSeq lists its product as uncharacterized. NCBI's taxonomy places the organism in Eukaryota, Fungi, Ascomycota, Lecanoromycetes, Lecanorales, Parmeliaceae. The coding region runs from base 1 to 324 and encodes 107 amino acids. The transcript is spliced from 2 exons. The record is from RefSeq and is a predicted model, not a curated record.